UUUUUCUUCUUUUUAUUUAUUUAUUUCGAAUGUUUAAAAAGAUUACAAGCCAACAGAAUGCAGUUGUAAAGCAUUGGAUAGCCUUAAGAGAAAAGAAACAAUACAGAUUAGAUCAACAGCGGGUGGUUGUACAGGGCGCCAAAAUAAUCAAAGAACUCUAUCAACAAGGCUGUCAAAUUCGUUCACUCGCUAUCACGACGGAUAAAAAAGACAAGGACAUUAAACAUGCUGCACUGGACAUGGUGCAACAUCCAUUACCAGCUGACGCUUAUUAUGAGACAGAUAUUCACCUUGCACGACGUAUUUUAGGGACAUCUUCCAGGCCUGGAAAACAUGAUGUUUUUGCAGAAAUACCUGUACCCUCACACACACCCUCAUUGAAGGACACUCGGCUACUCGUGUUUGAUAAGAUCAACGACCCUGGUAAUCUAGGCACAUUGGUUCGAUCUGCUAGAGCCUUAGGAUGGCAGUCAGGUCUGAUCAGUGAGGGCACAUGUGAUUUGUACAAUGAUAAAGUCGUACGUGCCUCCAAAGGACUCUCAAUUCUUUGGCCACAUACAUCUUAUAAGCAUAUGCAGACCAUGUUGACUGAACUCAAACAGCAUCACUAUACACCACUUGUUGCAGACAUGUUACCAGCCACUUUACCUACCGAUCUAUGGUCUCCUGAAAAUGCCCAUCCAAUAAAACCAGGAGCAGGUCUAUGUUUAUGGAAUUUUCCUCAGACAAUGAAAAGACAAGUACCUCAAAAAAUAGCUCUUAUCUUGAGUUCAGAACAUCAAGGUGUACAUCCAAUAUUAGACCAAGAAAUCAAAGUAUCUCUGCCCAUGUAUUCUCAUGUUGAAUCACUCAAUGUGGCUAAUGCGGGUAGUAUCAUUAUGUUUGAAUUAAAUAAAUGGCUCUAGU
Molecule: messenger RNA, 906 nt
Organism: Gilbertella persicaria
Lineage: Eukaryota; Fungi; Mucoromycota; Mucoromycetes; Mucorales; Choanephoraceae
Product: Alpha/beta knot methyltransferase
Exons: 1
Coding region: 30-905 (291 amino acids)
Biological process (GO): RNA processing
Molecular function (GO): RNA binding; RNA methyltransferase activity
Source: RefSeq, a predicted model, not a curated record